GAAACACGUGUGUAUGAAAAAGGGGGAAGAGAGGCAGGUCACAUGACCACGCAGUCACUCCGAAAGUGCGCUAGCUAGGGUGUUGGGUUUCAAAAUACGGCCAGCCCAAAUUCUGCGAGGCUUUUCCUGUGUCUUUAGGACAAGCAUCACUCUCAGAGGAAGUGACUUGUGAUUGCCUGCGCGCACUGCGCCGAAUUUAGCAAAGACAAACAAAAACAAAGGGAGGGAAGCCAAGUCAAACAGAAGAACAAAAUGGCAAACACGACCAACGCGACCAACGCGACCAACGCGACCAACGCGACCAACGCGACGACAGCUGCAUCUGCAGAGCACCCCAGCUGCGUCUCUUGCAGUCCAGCAAGCACAAUCAACAACAUCACGAAUGUCAUAAAUGCCAACGACGUGGUCUCCAGAGCAAACUACUGCUACAUGUUCUGCGCAGUGCUGGGCUUCGCCUCGGGGCUCUUCCUCUUCUACAGCUUCUUCAAGUCCUACAGAGCCCGGAGGAACUGGACCUGGCUGGACAGCUUCCUGUGCGCCCUCUCCGUCUCCGAAUUCGUCAUCCUGCUCUGCUCCCUCUCUUCCCUGGCUCACCGGCCGGGCUACCUCAUCGCCUCCAACCUCAACUGCACCCUCCUGUCCUUCCUGUUCAACGGGGCCUUCUUCAGCGGGCAGCUCCUGCUUGUGCUCAUGGGCUUCUUCCUGACGUUCGACCGGGACCCGCCCAGCUCGGCCCUGCUCCAGCGGGCCCGGGACACGCCCGCCGCGUGUGUGGCCCUGACCGCCGCGCUGUCGCUGCUCUGCUCGGCGCUGCUGGCGGGGCUCCUGGGGGCGGGGCAAAUUCCCUACCAAGUCGGCAGGUGCCGGCUGGACCCGUGGUGGGGCGACGACAGCGGCUAUGAGGCCACCAAGCUGCUCCUGGGCUUCGUCCUGCCCAACCUCCUCCUGCUGGCGCUCCUGGCGGCCGGCUGCGUGCUCUGGGGGAGGCCCGGCGGCGGCGGCAGCGGCAGCUUCCUGUCCAGGCUCAAGGCCUUCCCGGCCUUCCUGGCCGUGGCCCUGGUGACCUUCGUCUGCCGGCUCUUCUACAGCGGCGUGCUGAUGAAGCGGGUGGAUGCGCCGUCGCAGCCGGACGGGGAGCCGCUGAUGAGCGUGGCCGAGUUCGUGCUGUUCUCAGGGAGCUGCGGCAGCCUGGUGCUGGUGCUCCUGCUGCACGGGCCCUGCAGGGAGAGCCUGCAGGCCGCCGCCCGUCGCCUGGGCGACUGCUGCCGCAGCGUGGGCGCCAGGGACACCAACCGCCACAUCAUGGCCCCCCGCAUCGAGAUCACAGACACGGAGCACAGCUACGACCAGUGAAACCCACAGCAGCCAACGCCCUUAACUCAGGCCUAUUUAUAUUGCGUUUCGUUUCAUUUUUGCCUGCUUAAAACUGCAACCGAACGACAGCAUGUAAAAGAAAUGCAUGCGAAGAGCACCUCCCUGAGCUGGGCUCAUACAGCUCAUUAAAACGGCACGUGUUCAUCAACAGAAUAUCAUCUCACCAGUGACUUCAAAACACCAAAGUCAGCUGGACAAAGUCCUUGUGCGCGUACUUCUGCAGAUACUGCACCGCAGGCAGGUUAAUGCCUUGGGAUGAGCCAAGCUUCAAUCUCAGGACCGACUGGAAACAAAAUGGUUUAUAUAUAAUGCAAUAUAAAAUGUAUUUGUAAUCUUUAAAUACAAAUUCUAAAAAAAUGAAAACAUCAAAUUCUAAAAAAAUGAAACAUGUUCUGCGUAUACCAAAAUGGGCAUAAAAGGCAUACAAGUGGUACUCGCUUUUGAAGCGUUCUCAGGGUGCAGAAAUGACCGUAGAAGCUUAACAGGUCCAGGAUGCAAAACACUGUAUUUUAUUUGUUUGCUAAGUUUUUUUUGUAUAUCAGGCGAAACAGGGUACCUUUAAACACAGCGACUUUUUAAAAUUAAAUUAAAUGUAAAGCAGGCUGGGACGCUGAAGCUCAUAUCUGUCUGUGCGUUUAUAAUCCUCAGAAUGCCGUAAUCGGUGCACUGGGGUGAACAGCAGCAGGGCUGCUACAGUGAGCUUGUGGGAGGGCACGGAAGACCUGCUACCAGGAGUAUCCGCUGUACCCCAGAGCGGUCUGUCCUCAUUUGCUUCUGUUGCAGUCCCCCCCCCCCUACUAGGACAGGGCCUCUAUUGAAGCUCAACUUAACAGCAGUGGAUCUCAACGGGAUUCCUCAUUGAGUCAUACUGCAAUUUCCCCAUGCUGAAUGCGUAUAAGACUCCUCAUAGAGAGCAGUGGUAACACACUGUUUUGCAUUUCAAAUUCUGUCGGUUAUAAGCCAGUACUGUACAGCAGUGCUUUUGUCUUGUUUUCAAUUGCAUUUUGCGUUUUGUAUUGUUUUGCUUUGCUUUACCCAGCAAGUAGGCCGAGGCCUAUUCAUUUCAGUGCGUUAAGUGCAGGGUGGUGUGUGCAAUGUUGAACAUUAAGCUGCAGUUUAUGCAAUUUAUGAAUGAAAGUUGAUGACUUCCCAGUGUGUCCACCGUAUAUUUUCAGUAUGAGCUACAUUUUCAUCUGCGUUAAUUAUUCUCAUGCCAACAUUACUUGAAGGCCACACUCUGGUGAUGUAAGCAUUUAUUUGAUAUGCCCUUAAUAAAUGCCAGAGACUAAAACAAAACAAAACAAAACCUUUGCUAGUUCAUGAUGACACAUUCCAGAAAUUUCACCAAUAACACUAGCUGUUAAUUAUUAAGGUAUAACAAUCUGAAACAAGAUGGGCAUCACAAGAUCAUCAUUCUGACCAUCAUUCUGUCAUUACAACUGUCUGAUUAUAGAAUUGCUAGCCACCAAUUAUGCAACACUCCCCAUAUUUGAGGAAAAAGACAUCCCAGAGAUGUUUGUGUGAAGUGGUUUGUACAGUGUUACAGCCUCCACUGAAACAUCCUUGAGCCCCAAUAGAAAGUGCCACCCAUAAGCUAUAAUCAGAAGAAUGGCAAUGUGCAGUAGGCUACAUGCUAUGCCCCAAAUUUUUAAAAACCAUCUAAAAAGUUUAACCACUCUUUUUUUUUUACACUUCAUCCCUAAAUUUGUACUUCCCAAAAGACCAAAGGUUGCAACGCCAUCUGUCAAUUUGGAAUGGCUCAGACUAGAGCGAUAUUCCUCCAUAGAAUGCCCUACCAGGCGCUGCUCAUUUCAGCCAGUACAAACGCUAACCUACAACGGUCACUGUGGUUGAAGACCUCCGUGUGCACACCUUAACUACGCAUUCACCUCAAGCAGUAGCAACAGAGUGGUCACAGAGCAAUCUAAUCAAGGUGUUGCUGGUUGUUCUGCUUGGCACAAUGCCUGUCACACAAUAUUGGGUUCAUGCUUUCAGAAACCAAAACGUCAAACAGGCAUUUUAAAAAAGGCAUGUGGUUUCCAUUACAACACACAAGAAACAAGGUGUUGACUACAAAUAAUGUGCCGUGUUUUGGAAAUGGCAUGUCCUGUAACGGUCUCCACAAAGGCUGCGGGGGGAGCUGGUAAUUCUCAGAAAAACCAUUCGCUCCCAAGUUCCUCAACAUGCAGCUUGGUAUGCCCGCAUUCCCAUAAUUUUUCUCUGAGUGCCACUAAAUACAUUUUUGCAAUGUUAUCAACAGAUACGGGCUAACAAAAGGCCCUUCCAUUAAAAUACAUAAAAGAUGACAACCAAAGUUGACCGACAAAGAUCCAAACCUAAGUGGAGCUCAGGCAUUAAUAGCAUCUAGAAGUAAAAGUGAGAAAAGCCCAAUAUCAUAGUUAAUUUUAGCAAUGAAUAAUCACACAAACAUUCCAGGUCGAACACACUGACAACACAAACAGUUUGACUGACUUGCUAGACCAUCAUUUUGGUGGAAUAAAGACAGGUAGGCUAUGUGUGCGUCUGAGAAAUUGUUUACCAGUUCUACUGCAAGUUAAAAAAUGUACAUUUUCAAUGCAGGAUUUUUAACCACCUCACAUUUCAGUUACAAUGUUUGGUUCAAAUGUAUCAACAAUGCACUGCCAUUCUACUGCCAGUGUGAACUUUUCAAUAAACAGUUCAGUGUUAAUAAAGUACCUAUAUUGUUCUUUUUUUAAA
This is a messenger RNA of Anguilla anguilla (European eel), 4092 nucleotides long. RefSeq lists its product as uncharacterized. The transcript has 2 exons. NCBI's taxonomy places the organism in Eukaryota, Metazoa, Chordata, Actinopteri, Anguilliformes, Anguillidae. The record is from RefSeq and is a predicted model, not a curated record. Bases 253 to 1353 code for a protein of 366 amino acids.